CCGAAUUGGAUGGUUGAAGGUCUCGCUUACCUCAAGAGCGUCAACGAGGAGACAUGGUGGCACGAUCUAGUCGGGCAGUGGCUGGCAUUUGAGGAGCAUAUGGCGACUGGGAACGGUGUACAGGUGUGUAAAUCCCUUCCAGCCAAAGGUCGCCCGGAAGUGGUCAAAUAUUGGCUCAGUCGCGGCCGUCAGUACAUCGCCAACAAGCUGCCGACCGUCAAAAACCCAUCUCUAUUCUCGGCUACCUUCGAACGCUGGUGGCGACGUCUCCAGCCAGCCUGGCGCCAAGUCGAAGACGUCGGCCAGCCUCUGCCUCGGGAAGUUCCUCCUGACGGCUCAUGGAGUGACCUUGCGUUGGGUGGGCCCAACGGCCUCUUCGUUGUCCUCAUGUGUCUCGCGUGGUGG
This is a messenger RNA of Epithele typhae, 405 nucleotides long. RefSeq lists its product as uncharacterized. The record is from RefSeq and is a predicted model, not a curated record. Lineage: Eukaryota; Fungi; Basidiomycota; Agaricomycetes; Polyporales; Epitheliaceae. The annotation marks the transcript as partial. The transcript is spliced from 2 exons.